This is a messenger RNA of Thyridium curvatum, 1095 nucleotides long. RefSeq lists its product as uncharacterized. NCBI's taxonomy places the organism in Eukaryota, Fungi, Ascomycota, Sordariomycetes, Thyridiales, Thyridiaceae. The transcript has 2 exons. Gene Ontology annotation, molecular function: protein binding. The record is from RefSeq and is a predicted model, not a curated record. The coding region runs from base 1 to 1095 and encodes 364 amino acids.
AUGCGAGCAAGGCGGGGAUACUGGGGUCUAUGUCUCUGUGUGGCGGGUGGUCUCCUCCCGAGGAGCCGGGCCGGCCGUGGCUAUGACCGGCCGGCCUCCUCCAGCAUCCAUUGUCCAGUAGACCUCCAGAGCGCGCUUGGACCUCGCCACUUCGCCCGGUGCCCUCUCCCAAUCGACGAAACGGUACCUGAGGAGCCUGCGCUCUGGUCGCCCUGGACACAUAGCCCAGCAUGCGUCAAUGGCACCAACGCCGAAGAGACUAGAUACUGCGUAUAUACAAACUCACGGCACGGGGAGUUUGGUGUCAGCAUCGUCACUACUCCGGAGACUGCGGCCAAUAGCAUCUACGUGCUCAACGAGCCCAGUCUGUCUCUGCCUGUCUACGGCGGCCAUAACGCGAGCAAGACUGGGGAGCUGCCUUAUGAGAUAGUCGACAUCCCUGGGAAGGGAAAAGGGGUCAUCGCUCGGCGGCGGAUCACCGCUUUCGAAACUCUCAUGACGGACUAUGCCUCUUUGCUGGUCGACAUGAGCUUCCCAGAGGCUAUUCCGCGGAAGAUCGGUUAUGAUCUCCUGGAUCUCGCCGCCGCCCAGCUUGCGGACCCAUCGAGAGUGCUCGACCUCGGACGCAGCACCAAGCAGGCCAUGAACGCCGUCGAGGACGUCUUGCGGACGAAUGCAUUUCAUACACCGCUCGCGGGGGAGCCGCACAUGGGCUUAUACUCUAAUCUUUCGAGGUGGGAGUUCAACUGCUCCUGCAGCCUCUGCGCGGCACCAGACGCACUAAAGGAGCUAUCGGACCGGCGCAGGAUCCGCAUCGGAAGGCUGAGGGAGGCCGUGCUCAAAGCCUACAAGGACGGUGAUGCCAGGAAGGCGAUUGCCGACACGCACGAGAUCCUUGAGCUGAUGCAGGCCGAAGAACUCCUACCGCUCUACAGCGAGCAGUACGACAACCUGGCCCGCAUCCACUGGGUUAUCAAGGAGCGGGACACGGCGAUCAAGUAUGCGCAAAAGGCGCUCGACCUACUUGCGCAGCAGGGCUACAUCGAGCCUCAUCCCCGGAAUCUGGAGGCCCUAAUCUCAACAUUCGAGGGUUAG